This is a messenger RNA of Macrosteles quadrilineatus (aster leafhopper), 5149 nucleotides long. RefSeq lists its product as uncharacterized. Lineage: Eukaryota; Metazoa; Arthropoda; Insecta; Hemiptera; Cicadellidae. The transcript is spliced from 24 exons. Gene Ontology annotation, biological process: lipid transport. The coding region runs from base 71 to 4054 and encodes 1327 amino acids. Gene Ontology annotation, molecular function: lipid carrier activity. The record is from RefSeq and is a predicted model, not a curated record.
AUCAGUGAUAGCCAGGUCAAGAGAGCCUGAAACAGUUUGUCGCUGUAUGUGAAAAGGUGAUUAGUUCAAAAUGAGGAUUAUAACUUUUUGUUUUGGUAUCCUUUGCUUGCUGUGCCCAAUCUCCGGAGAAGAGAGAGAGCUGUUUGCUGUCAAUCAGGAAGUAAAAUUUGCUUGGUCCGCAAAAAUUAGAGUCGGUUCUAACUUUCCGGAGGAGACCUUGUCAGAAUGGAACAUAAAUGCAAACUUGAUCGUUCAAAAAACAACAGAUGCAACAAUACUGCAGCUUUCAGAUAUAAAGUCAGAAGAUGAGUUCUCUGUGGACAUUUCCCGCCUACUGCUCCCAUUCCGAGCUGUGUACAAGGGAGGUACGCUAGUGAGUCUCGAGACGACCAAUGAUGAUGUCGAGUGGUCCAUCAACAUUAAACGAGCUUUGGCAAGUUUACUGCAACUCGACAUCAACGGAAUAUUUGGCAGCGUUUCAGCUUUUAUAUCUAGUGAGUCUGGUCUCUACGGUACUUGCAGAGUGGAAUAUAUUGUAAGUCCUGUGGGAAAUAAUGUCCACCAUAUCCGGAAGAUCUUGGACCUCGUCUCUUGUAAGAACAGCCCAAGCACAUUUUGGUCAAGCAGUCCAAAAUUGCUUUGUCCAAGCAGCUACCAGACAGAGGUGCUCCCUCAUGCGGAGAGAGCCUACUUUGUUGACAAAGACGCUCCUUUCCUCAUAAAAAAUAUAACGUCAAAAGCUGCAAUUGUGCUGGAGCCAUACCAAUCAAGAGCAGAGGCACAUACUUCAAUAGUUAACCAGACUCUGCUUGUGGAGUCAGUUGGCCCAAUAGCGAAAGAGCUGUCAUUCCCUGGGGCGAUGAACGUCACCGACCUUUUCUACAGGGAGAUUGUACUCGAUGCGACAUAUGGACUACCACCUUCCAACAAGACUAUUGUUCUGUCAGAGAUCAGUACGAUGCUGGAAGACCUCAGCAACAGUUUGUGGUGGGAGGUCGGGUCCCGGGGACUCAACAAUGAGACAGUGUUCAGUCUGAUCAACCUGAUGUGGUGGCUGGAGUUGGAAGACUGGGAGCAACUCUACCACAAAGUCACUUUAGGUACCAGCUACCAACAGGAGACCAUGCAGCAUCUGUUCUGGGAGUUGGUACCCGUGGUUGGUUCACCACAGUCAGUUUUGUUCAUCCGAGAUUUGGUCAAGUCGGAACGGAUCCGAGGUUUGCUGGCCGGACGACUUCUCGUCAACUUUCCUUUCUACCAACGAAAACCCACUGAGGACCUACUGACCCAAUGUGAGGAGUUUUUGCAUUGGAGCUAUCCAAUCGGAAAGGACGUCAGACAUUCUGCAAUUCUCACUUUUGCCAACCUUCUCCAUAAAGUUUGCAACUUGGGGUGCAAAUCCGAUACUAUUGACAGAUACGCCAAGUUCUACCUGGACAGACUUACAGAGAGCACAGAGUACGAGGAGCGCAUGCUGUAUCUGCAGGGACUGUCUAACAUUGAGCUAAAACAGAGUCUAGACUAUCUGGCUCCGAUCAUCACAGGCCAGACGACCACAGAUCAUCACAUACAGUUCCUGUCUACCUGGGCUGUCAUCAAUACUGUCUACACGUAUCCCAACAAGAUCUUUGAACUGUUCUGGCCAGUUUUGUGCAACCGGUCGCAGACUCUGGAGGUGAGAGUUGCGGCUCUCACGAUGCUCGUUCUCUCCAAACCGGCACCGGACCGAUUCAUCAGUUUGUUCUGGUACAUGCAGACCGAGCCUAGCCUUCAACUGUACAACUUCUUCUAUACAACUGUCAAGUCUCUAGCUUCAACCACCUACCCCUGCUACUCUCAACUAGGUAUAAUUUCGUCCCAACUUACAAGAUAUGUUCCAAAGAAAACAACAAUUUGGGCAACAGGAAACUAUCUUCUAGACUAUGAGGACAAGGAGCGAGGGUUCGGUGGAGUUUUGCAGCUUUUGUCCAUCGGUAGUGAACGGACAGGGCUGCCUAAUGUUUUCAUAUUUAUGACUGAGCAGCAUUCAUUGGGCGUCACCACUUCAUAUGCGCUGUACAUCAAAGCAGAAGGCGUUGGAGAAGGGAUCAAGCGUCAGCUGCACAACAUGACAGCUCACGCCAACAUCAACUUUGCCAAGAUUGCUCAGCUGUUGAAGACACUCAAGGCUCCAAUCAAAGAACAGGAGGAGAUUCAUUUGGAGUUCAUCUUCAAGGUGGAUGGCAGAACUAUUAUAACCCAGUACUUGAAUAGCUCUUCAUUCAACAAUAUAACUACAGUUGUCCGAAAGCUGAGCUCCGUCUACUUCGAGUUCAGUGUGAACUAUCAACGCCUCAUGUUUCCACUGUUCCUGACGCAGAGUCUUCCCACGGAUGUUGGUACGCCGUCGCUCAUACAAAUCCGCAGUGGCACGUUGGUGUCUGCACGCGGCAGUGUCAGUCAAGACGAUGAGGGUAGAGCUCGUAAUGCUGAGCUAGACUUGAGAUACUCCUGGAACGGCAUCACAGGUCUUCAGUUGUACAACCCACUAAACAACAAGUGGUACGGUGGCAAACGCAGCCGCAGUUUACAUAUCAAGCUGCCCUUCGCAGUCCAGCUGCAAAUGGAUGUACUCAAGGAGUUUUACAAGAUAAAAACCAUUCAGCAUAGAGACUAUAUGGCUGGCUCUCGUCUCGGAGUUGUCUGGCACGCUGUCACCAACAUAAUCCCUCACGAUCCGAAGAGAGAAUCAUCACAUCCCGUCAAAGAAGAAUGGACGAUGGACUCGGAAGACCUUGGAGCCAGACUUGGAGCAAGUGUUUUCAACUGUCCCGGCAAGUCAACAAUAAGAGAUGCACUACAUCUGCUGAAAAAAGCUUUCUUGACCAAAGAGAAAAACUACCAGAUGGUGCCGGGAGGAGUUGUUCUACUGGGUUUGUUCUCACUCAAGGAACACUUGGCUUUCCAGCCUCCAGGCAGCAGAUGUGGUCUUAUGUUGUCAUUCACACCUUUGUUGUCUCAGGUGGAGCCAGUGCUGACUUUGGAGAAGAAGCAGUUACGUCUUCAGAUGUCCCGGAAGGACGGAGUGUUGUGGGAGAUACAGGCAGGCUUCAGACAGAUCUCCAACGGCAAACGGGAGUUGACGUUCAAGUUGUACCACACUCCAAGCGUGCGCGACACCGUCAGCAACAUCUGGAGAGUCAUACAGCUGGAGGGAGCGUUUGUACUACCCUCGGGGAGAGCCAACGUGUUCAACCCUCCUGCGCCCGUGUCAGGCUACACGUUUAUCUCAUGGGGCGACUCGUCUCCGACUCACGCAGACAAGGCCGCAGUGGUGGAUGUGAAGGUAGUCGCAGCUCACAGUGAGAACCAGAAUUUGACCUGUGAUGACCUCUCACCUACCUGUCUACAGUCUGUGAUGGAGCUAGCGACGCAGCAGGUCGCCACCACACAGUAUGUCAACCUGCCAGGAUGGUUGAUAACUGCCGCCCACGCUCUGUUUCCUGAACAUGUGCAAAUGGAGAGUUCCUCGACCAAGAUUGACUUUAGUUUCCCAGCGGCUUUGCCAUCAUGGAGUACAAAAGGUCUUUGUGCCGUCAACAGCCAAUCAGUUCUCACUCUGGACAAUACAACGAGCUACGACUUGUCUCUGACUGGCUGCUUCACUGUCAUGGUGGCCGAUUGUUCGCAAGACACUACGUUUGCUGUUCUCGUCAAGAAAGUGGUGAAUCAACAUCUGGCUGUGAAAAUAUAUGUUGGGAGUGAUGUCAUCGAACUUCUGCCCACUACUGAAGAAACAAUAGAUGUGUUUGUCAAUGAGAACAUCAAACUGAACCCUAUAACUGAGGACUAUGAGCAUGGAGCCUCUAACACCACCAAACCUUUCUUUAGCAUCUCGGUGAAGCAAGGAGGCCAGGUGGAUGUGGAGUUACACAACGGGGUUGUCGUCCAACAUUACACAAAGACCAUCGUGGCGCUGGUACCAGGACUGUUCCGAGGAUACACUUGUGGUCUGUGCGGAAACUUCAACAGUGAUAUCAACAAUGAACCAAUCAUGUAUUACACUCAGUGUUAGACUGCAGACGACGCAAAUGGAUCAUCUUUGACAGUGAUACCAAUCAAGAGGUGACAGAAAGAGUCGGGGCCAAAGACGUUCCCCUAGGACAGAGUAGAAUUAGUAAAGGCUGGUUUCCAUAGCUGCCGAAUACUGCUAUGUUGUGAAUGUCGUGCUAAUUUUCUAGUGCCUGCGUUUUUUUGGCAAGGUCAUUUUCCUAUAAGUGCAAUAUUUAAUUGCAAAGUGGGUUCACGCGACAGUUUUUAGUAGUCGAAUGUCUAUAGUUUGUCCCAUGCGUUAUAAAUGGAUAAAAUAUAAUACAUCCACUACUUAAAGUAUAAUAUAAUGUCUCAUAAUCACUAUGUACACAAAUUAUAUUGCUCCCGACUAUAUACACCAUAUUCUACAUAACCCAGUGUCUUUUCAACAUUUGAAUAUACAUUAAGAGAAUCAGACUUCUACGAUGAGGCAGCGAUUGCUGCUUUUUUCCAAUGUUUUUCCUCCACAUUCUCCAAGAACUUGGCAGCUUUAUCGGAGAGAGGUGGUUUGAAAUAUGGAUGUGCAGUAAAUGGUAAUUUAUCUUAACCCUUUGGGUGCUAGAAAUUGAUUUUGGUACUUUCCGAAAAGUGCCAGAAUUUUUUUACUAGUUAUGUCUGAAGAGUGCCAGGCUUUCCGUGGGGGCAAAGCGUAGUGCGCAAGAAUAAAAAUCGGUAAAAGUAUAAAAUUCCAUCCCAAAAGUGCCAUGGAACGAUAUAUCGUGCCUCGAUCGUAUGAAAAAUCGAUUGAAAUCAUCGUUGUUUUAUAAUAACAACCGAGUCAACCGAUAUACCCAUUAAAACUCACAUGAUCGGAAGUCGCGCCGGCCCGAUAUAUCGUUGCAAUGUAUUCUUCGGUAAGACUACCGACGAUGAUAUAUCGUUGUGAAGUAUUUUUCAGAUGUGUUGUGCAAAACGAUAUAUCGUUGCGUUGGCACUCAAAGGGUUAAGUCAUAUCCCACAACUAAUUUCAUUAAUUUUUUAUCCUUGGAUAAAGAAAAUUAAGUUUGCUUUAAUAUGCUGAAUUACAAUAAGCCUAUUUCAAAACGGUCUCAAUUUAAAGUGUAAUUUACUGAAUAUA